UAAGAAUACAUGUAUAUACGUAUAGUAGAAUUUCAUAAAUUCUCUAUAAUUAGUAACAAUAUUUAAUAAACAUAAAAAUUUCUUAUAAUAUGUUGUGCAAAAGUAUUGUAUAUUCUAUUCGAAAGAGUCCAAAACCUCGUCAAUGUCAUCAUGUGCCAAAAGCACCAUUACCUGGAGAACCAAUGAAACCAUAUACACUUACUGAAAUUCCUGGACCAAGGUCAGAUGCUCUUCUCAAUGAAUUUUCUAAAAUUCAGCAAAUAGGCUCCAUUCAAUAUUUUGCAGAUUAUCAAAGAUCUGUUGGAAAUUAUUUAGCAGAUAUAGAUGGAAAUGUUUUUUUAGAUAUGUUUAUGCAACUUUCUACUCUUCCUCUUGGAUAUAAUCAUAGAUCAAUCCUUGGUGCAUUAUCUUGUGCAGGAAAUCAACGAAUAAUGGCAAACAGACCUGCAUUAGGUUUAUUUCCUGGUUUAGAAUGGCCAUGUAAAUUACAAGAUACGUUGCUUCAACCAUGUGUAGCUCCAAAAGGAUUACAAUGUGUUUUUACAACUAAUUGUGGUGAUUGUUCAACUGAAUAUGCUAUGCAAAUGGCAUUUAUAAAAUAUGCAGAAAGGCGUCGUCAAGGCAAUAAGUUUACAAAGAAAGAAAAAGAAAAUGCACCUUUUAAUAAACCACCUGGUUGUCCUGAGUUGUCAAUUCUUUCCUUUGAAGGAGGAUAUCAUGGUAGAACAUUUGGUGCACUGGCAUUAACACAUUUUAAAUACAUAAUGAAAGUUGAUAUACCUUCUCUUCCAUGGCCAAUUGCACCUUUUCCACAAUAUUUGUAUCCAUUGGAUCAGUAUGAAAAAGAAAAUAAAGAAGAGGAUGCAAGAUGCAUAGAACAAAAAUCUAUUCCUUUAAUAUUGGAUGAAAUACAAACAGGAGGUGGUGCAACAGGAAGAAUAUGGGCACAUGAAUAUUUUGAAUUAAAUAUUCCUCCUGAUAUGGUUACCUUUAGUAACAAAAUGCAAGCUAGUGGAUUUUAUCAUUCUUAUGAAUAUAUGCCUAGACUUCCAUAUAGAAUUUUUAAUUCAUGGAUGGGUGAUCCAAGUAAAAUUCUAAUAUUAGAGGCAGUAUUACAAUCUAUUGAAACAGACGAUUUAUUAAGUCAUGUUUGUCAUGUCGGUAAUUAUUUGCUUUGUGAAUUAAACACGUUACAACACGAAUUUCCGCAUCUUAUGAAUUCUGUAAGAGGUAGAGGUUUUAUUAUUGCAUUUGAUAUGCCAUGCAAUGAUACGAAAAAUAAAUUUUUGCAUCUGAUACGUAGUAAAGGUAUUCAAGUGGGUGAAUGUGGAAUAAAAUCAAUUCGGUUAAGACCAUGCCUAAUAUUUGGAGAAUAUCAUGCUGAUAUUUUUUUAGAAAUUCUUCGCAAUUGUUUGCAAGAACUUACAGAUAGCUGAUAUAUUUGUAAUUUAUAUUUUACUUACUAUGUAUGAUAUAUUUGUUAAAUAUAUACUUCAAUAUAAAAAUA
Messenger RNA from Apis cerana (Asiatic honeybee), 1507 nucleotides. Its product is annotated as 4-aminobutyrate aminotransferase, mitochondrial. Gene Ontology annotation, molecular function: transaminase activity; pyridoxal phosphate binding. Lineage: Eukaryota; Metazoa; Arthropoda; Insecta; Hymenoptera; Apidae. The record is from RefSeq and is a predicted model, not a curated record. Gene Ontology annotation, biological process: GABA catabolic process. Gene Ontology annotation, cellular component: mitochondrion.